Messenger RNA from Annulohypoxylon maeteangense, 1796 nucleotides. Its product is annotated as MFS general substrate transporter. The transcript is spliced from 6 exons. Lineage: Eukaryota; Fungi; Ascomycota; Sordariomycetes; Xylariales; Hypoxylaceae. Gene Ontology annotation, molecular function: transmembrane transporter activity. Bases 55 to 1566 code for a protein of 503 amino acids. The record is from RefSeq and is a predicted model, not a curated record. Gene Ontology annotation, biological process: transmembrane transport. Gene Ontology annotation, cellular component: membrane.
CACAUGAUUGUUUAGAAAUAUAAUUUCGAAAAUUGUUUUAAUAGAGUCGACAAUAUGGGACCUAUGAUAAUUGAAUCUCAGAGUCCUGAGAUCAGAGGCCAACAACCAGCAAAUUUUGAGCUCGACGAUGGUGAAAAGCCGACUUCGGCCAUUGCACAGAGAGAAAUUUCCAACGAAUCCCCGCCCUACUCUGCUUUUUCUCCUGCUCAAAAGAAAUGGAUUAUAUUCAUCGCGUCUCUAGCUGGAUGGUUUUCUACAGCUAGUAGUUUUAUUUAUUUCCCCGCAAUACCAUUUCUGGCGAGAGAUAUCAAAGUAUCCGUUGAAAAUAUCAAUCUUACCGUAACUUCGUAUCUAAUAGCUUCUGGGAUCUUCCCUGCUGUAACUGGAGAUGCCGCUGAUAGAUAUGGCCGCCGUCCUGUCUUUGUCGCAGGCCUUUGCAUAUAUGCGGUGGUUAAUAUCGGAUUGGCCAUUCAACGGUCGUUUGCAUGUCUUUUAGUCUUACGUAUGGUACAGAGCGCCGCAAUAUCUGGGACAUUCUCUAUAGUAUAUGGGAUUAUCGGUGACAUAACUACACCAGCCAAUAGAGGAGGAUACACCGGAUUUGUUUCCAUAUUUCUAAAUACGCCUCCGAGUGUUGCCCCUCUAAUUAGCGGCUUACUUCUCAUUCGAUGGAACUGGCCCUCCAUCUUUUGGUUUUUGACGAUUUCAUCAUCGACCGUGCUGAUAACUAUCCUCAUCUUUCUGCCAGAAACAUGUAGGAACAUUGUUGGGAACGGAAGUUCCUGGCCUCCGGUAAUUAACCUACCCUCUACCAAAUUGUUGUGCGCGUCGAGUCAGCAGGAAGGAAUCCAAAGGCCGGAGCAAAAGGUUCGGACCGGAUUACCUAACCCCUUUUCCGUCCUUUCUCUGCUAAAGAACCGUUCAACUCUCGUCGCCGUUAUAUGCUAUGGGAUCUACUAUACUAUCUAUUCCUGUUUACAGGCUUCGUUGUCUACGGUAUUUGUUGAAACAUACAACAUCUCCGGUUUGGUGGCAGGGCUUUCAUAUUUACCGUUUGGAGUGGCGUGUGCUACCUCUGCCUUUGUCGCUGGCAAGAUCAUAGAUAUGGAUUAUCGAAAAACUGCCAAAGCCCGGGGAAUGCAUGUUGAUCAAUUGAGAGGGGAUGAUGUGUCUAAGAUUCCAAUCGAGUACAUACGACUGCGAACACACAAAUAUUACAUAGCGUUUUGUGCACCCCUAGUAGCCGGGUAUGGAUGGAGUCUUCAAUUAAAAACUCAUAUGGCUCUACCCCUAACGCUUCAAUUUUUAAUUGGCUUCACAAUGCAGCCCCUUUUCACGUCACUCAAUAUACUAUUAGUUGAUUUACACCCAGAUCGGUCAUCUUCCGCCCAAGCUGCAAACAAUCUUGUUAGGUGCGAGUUUGCUGCCAUAGGCUUAGCGGUACUGGAACCUAUGCUGCGAGCACUGGGUCCAGGGUGGUGUUUUGUUAUAUUCGCUCUCAUUCACAGUCUUACUCUUCCUGCACUCUGGAUACUAGGAGAAAAGGGUCUAAAGUGGCGUUAUUGAGAAGCUACCUAGUAGUCAAGUGGGAUAGCGUUCUACCAACGCUUGUAUCUAGAAAACGAAGUAAAACGUAAGUGGCGAGUACCUAAUUCGAUUAGAAUGAGACUCGUCAUACACUACCUACCUACGUUGGAUACCAGGACGUCAUCGGAUGAAUUUUCGUUGAAUGGAAUACAUGCAAGCUAAUGCGCAUGAGUUCACACUCUGUAGCGGUUCUAUAAAUUCAGUUGAAA